AUGCCUUCACCCUACUGGGACAGAAUUUUGGCUGGAGACUGUUGUGUAGUGACUGUGGCCCUUUGGGUGCUGUGCAUUUGGCAGCUCCUCAGGUUCAAAGCAGGUAAUUUCUGUGCCUACAGUACUGAGACAGUGAGCAUUUUUGAAAAAUAUAAAAACCUUACUUUUGAACAGAUGAUAGUGGGUAAAUAUGGCCACUCCUAAAAGGAAUGUGCACCUGAUACUGUGACUGGUAAUGCUUCAAUAGAAAUCCGGAUGUGCUCCAGAGAAAGGAAAUUUCCUACUUUAAAGCCUCCCCAAAUUCUGAAUUGUAAUGAAAAUCUGGACUCCUUACCAUCACAGGUGGAAACUGUGAGCUCCAGGGAGGUUUCAGUUAUUGCAAGUAACACUCAAAUCCUCACCUCCAUGACAGGCCAACUGACCUGACAGAAGAUCGCUGCGCAGAUUAUGAAAAAGCCAAAUGUUUCAGAAGACUUUCAGGCAUCUGUGGCAGUAACAGAAUUCAUCCACAAUAAUCUUGUCAGUGCUACAACCAGCCUCAUGAGAGCAAUGGAGGAAUUUUCUUUCACUGGUAACAUCUCACAGCCCAAUGCUGCAAUCCAGUCUGCUCCACUGAAAUUAAGCUCCUCUGUGAUUCUGUUUUUGGCACAGAGAAAUACAGCACUGGGAAAGUAUCAGUCAACAGAACCAGAAAUACAGGAAAAUGCUCCUGGGCUUACUGGUGACCUCAGUACUGAAGUUCAGAUACUGUUCAACAUUUUAAGUGUAAUCACCACUAAUUUUGCUGUUCUGAUGGCAUUUUGGAUAAAAUAUAAAUAUGAAAAGCUUUUGGAUUGUAUUUCUUAUAUUGGUGCUGGAUUGUCCAUGGCUGAUCUGGUUAUUAUUAUUAUCAUUUUGUUUCAAAUACUCACUAUGAAAACUCAAAACUUAUCUGUAAAGUGGAUGUUAGUGAGUCUCUGCUUUUCUAUGGUCGUUUUUAACAUCAUCUUCAUCUCUGGAAUUGAAAACCAAACUUUCAGAAAGUGCAGCAACGGUACCACCAGAUGCUACCAGCAAUACCUUCCUUAUGAUGCCACCAGCAACCUUACCUCUGACAGGGUGGAUACUCCCACAGACUCCUGGUGCACAGCUGUGGCUGUCCUCCUGCACUAUUUCUUGUUGGCAGCAUUCCUGUGGUCAGCACUCAGCUCUGCACUGCUGUGCUUAUUGCUGCUCAGAGCCACAAAGCCACUGCCUGGAUGUUUCCUUGUAACCAUGUCAUUAAUCAGAUGGGAGGCAAUUCCUUGGAAACAUUUGGAAUUUGGACUGCACAUGCAAACUAGAAAAAGUGCAGCAAAUGCUGCCUGGCUACGUGGCACUGUGAUCCCUCCCUAUGCAUUCCUGCCACAGUAUGCAAUAACACUUGCAGCUACUGACAGAGAAUGAAAAGCUCUAAACUACCGACAGGAAGAAUUGAAUAAAAAGGAUUCAUUAAUGAAAAAUAUGAUCAGCACUAUCUCUAUAGUGGCAGUGCUUGGGAUCACCUGGAUGAUUGGUUACCUCAUGUUAAUAAGCAAUGAAAAAACAAGUCUUGCUUUCAGCUUUCAGUUUUGUGUUCUCAAUGUUACCCAGGAACUCCAGAUCUGCAUUCUGUUCACUUUCAGAACACCUCUCUUCAAGACAAAAGUUUUCAAAGUUUCCAUUUUCCAUGUACCACUGUAUCUGCAUUAAAAAACAUAAAAUAUUUCAAAAUCACAGCCUGAAAAACAUUCAGAGGAAACUUUCAGAUCAACCCAGACUUUUUCAGACAAUAUUUCCUUGUCUACCUUCCCUAACCAGAACUGGAAACCUUUGGUUCUUUCACUGUGCAGAGCUGGACCAAUUGCCGCCUCCUGGCUGAUAGCCAGCGUUGAUCGAAUCCCGGGAAGUCGCGUAUUCACAUGUAUCUUUCUGGCGACUUUGGCUAUCUUGAUCAAUGCUAUCAACAGGGCGAUCGCUCUUAGGCGGUUUCCGAUUGACUUGGGACACCGGUGA
Melozone crissalis (California towhee) is the source of this 2013-nucleotide messenger RNA. It is a transcript of the gene ADGRG7, whose product is annotated as adhesion G protein-coupled receptor G7. Gene Ontology annotation, molecular function: G protein-coupled receptor activity. Gene Ontology annotation, biological process: cell surface receptor signaling pathway; G protein-coupled receptor signaling pathway. Gene Ontology annotation, cellular component: membrane. Lineage: Eukaryota; Metazoa; Chordata; Aves; Passeriformes; Passerellidae. The record is from RefSeq and is a predicted model, not a curated record.